AAACUAAAAUCAAAAGCGACAUUCAAUCAAUGCAAAAGCGACAUUCGGCUGAAAAUCCAAACUCAUCCUUAGCUGUUUGCGUUGAUGUCUGAAUCAGCCGUUGCUAUGCAUAGAUUGUAUACAAAAAUUGACUCACUGUAAUUGUGUGCGCGCGCGCUUUGGUGCUUAUUUGGGGAGAUGAUGAACUGGACGAGAGUUUUCAAGUCUUUUCAAGUGGCGAUAGCUCAUGGCUUGCUUUUCUCCUUCUCUGUCAUUCUCUCUCUCAAGCUCGAUCAUGCUGUCAACUACUCUUGGUGGUUGGUUUUUUCUCCUAUCUGGUUAUUUCAUGCAGUCGUAGCAAGAGGAAGAUUCUCUUUACCUGCCCCUUCUAUGCCUCAUGGCCGACAUUGGGCGCCUUUUCAUGCCAUUGUGGCGGCUCCGUUGCUUAUUGCUUUCGAACUUCUCCUCUGUGUACAUCUUGAGAAAAGAUAUGCUGUAAAUUUGAAGAUUGUGUUUCUGCCUCUGCUAGCUCUAGAGGCUGCAAUUUUGGUUGAUAACAUUAGGAUGUGUAGGGCCCUUAUGCCUGCAGAUGAUGAUGUUGAUAGUAUGAGUGAUGAAGCUGUUUGGGAGACUCUCCCACACUUUUGGAUUUCCAUCUCAAUGGUCUUCUUCAUUGCUGCGACAACAUUUACACUUCUGAAACUAUGUGGUAAUGUAGUUGGUCUUGGUUGGUGGGAUCUGUUCAUAAAUUAUGGGGUUGCAGAGUGCUUCGCAUUCCUUAUUUGUACUAAGUGGUACAAUCCUUCAAUUCAUAGACGUUCACAUCUUACAGCAGCAGCAGCAGCAUCAUCGUCAUCAAAUAUCAGAUCUUUUACCUGGAAUAACGGUGUAUUAGUACCACCCGAUGAAGACAAUCAUGAAAACAGAAUGUGCAGUUUGCAAGACAUUGGUGGGCAUAUCAUGAAAAUUCCAUUGAUUGGUUUCCAAGUUAUGCUCUUCAUGUACUUGGAGGGAACCCCCCCUGCUGUUAGAAGUAUCCCGAUUCCGCUUUUGUUUUCUCCUCUUCUGUUGCUGCAAGGAGUUGGAUUUUUGUUCGCCAUAUAUAGAUUCUUUGAGAAAAUCUCCGUCUUACUUAAUGAUGAAGCUGAAACUGGAAGCAGCUUUAGAUUACCUUCUAGUGCUUAUGACUAUAUGGGGUUUCUGCGUCGUGGAUCAAGGUUCCUGGGAUGGUGGUCAAUUGAUGAAGGAAGCCGUGAAGAGCAAGCUCGAUUAUAUUCUUCAUGGGCUUCAGGGUACAAUACGUUCUCGCCUGAUACUGUCAAGAAGAUGCCGAAGUCUGAACUUGCUAAGGAGAUAGGGAGGCUUCAAUCAGCACUCAUUUCACAAACAGAAAUCACAAAUAUCAGCCAGGAAGAGUUUGACAGACUUUUAAAUGAAAAAAUCCUUUGCCGAGUUUGCUUUGAUGAGCAAAUAAACGUAGUCCUGCUCCCUUGCAGGCAUUAUGCUCUUUGCAGCACCUGCUGUGAGAAGUGCAAGAGAUGCCCUAUCUGCCGCGUAUACAUUGAUGAGCGGCUACUUGUACAUGACGAUGUAUAGCUAGUUACACCACAGGCCUAGCCAGGUAAAGCCUAAAGUCCUGUGAAAUCACAUUGGUUUGAAGGUGACUGAUAAUUUAUUAAGUCAUUCACCAUCACAAAAAAUACAAAACUGUUCGAUUCUGUGAAUAGUUUCGCAUAACUUUGAAUGAUUUUGUUCUUCUUUGACUCCUGAAUAUGUUUGUUUUCGAGCUGAAUGAAGUGUAGUAAAUGAAUGCGAUAUAAAAUGGGGUCGUUGGUUUGAA
Messenger RNA from Salvia hispanica, 1819 nucleotides. RefSeq lists its product as uncharacterized. The record is from RefSeq and is a predicted model, not a curated record. Lineage: Eukaryota; Viridiplantae; Streptophyta; Magnoliopsida; Lamiales; Lamiaceae.